Talaromyces atroroseus is the source of this 1845-nucleotide messenger RNA. RefSeq lists its product as hypothetical. Gene Ontology annotation, biological process: transmembrane transport. Bases 1 to 1845 code for a protein of 614 amino acids. Gene Ontology annotation, molecular function: transmembrane transporter activity. The transcript is spliced from 2 exons. The record is from RefSeq and is a predicted model, not a curated record. Lineage: Eukaryota; Fungi; Ascomycota; Eurotiomycetes; Eurotiales; Trichocomaceae.
AUGACUACUGAGACUAGUGCUAAUGCUAAGGAGGCGAGUUUGGAGCCGCCAUCAUGGCCCUCGCACAUCUCUUAUUGGCGCAUGAUGCUGGACCAAGGCGCGGUGACGGCUGAGAUCAUUCAGCACCCGUACGAUGGUUCCGGCACUGAGGACGAUCCGUUCAUCGUUGAAUGGAUCGCAAACGAUCCUCGCUACCCCAUGGAGUUUAGCAAGCCAAUGAAAUGGACAUUUACUGUUCUGUGUGCCUUCUCUACACUGGGUAUUUCGCUUUCGUCUUCUGCUUACGCUGGCUGUAUUGAUCAAGUCAUUUCGUCUUUCGAUAUUAGUGAUGAAGUUGCGACUCUUGGCGUGUCACUGUUUGUAUUAGGAUUUGCCGUGGGCCCCCUUAUUUGGGCCCCCUUGAGUGAACUGUACGGGCGACAGGUUGUGUUCUUGGUGUCAUACCUAGGUCUAGCUGUGUUUUGUGCUGCUGCCACCGGAUCACGGAAUGUCUGGACACUAAUCAUUUUGCGAUUUUUUGCGGCCUCAUGUGGUGCUUCUCCGUUCACAAAUGCCGGUGGUAUAAUUGCCGAUGUCUUCACCGCAGAAGAACGUGGUCUUGCCAUGAAUCUGUUUGCCGGGGCGCCUUUUAUUGGCCCUUCACUUGGUCCAAUCAUUGGCGGGUUCCUAGGAGAAAACGCAGGCUGGGUAUGGGUACAAGGAUUCCUAGCGAUUUUUACAGGUCUCAUCUGGAUGGCGGAAGGACUCGUCAUUCCUGAAACAUACGGGCCUGUGCUUCUUCGCAAACGAGCGGCUCGGCUGAGCAAAAUUACAGGCAAGGUAUACGUGAGCAAAUUGGAUCAUGAAAGCCCCAAGGUUACGACCGGGGAAGCCUUCGCUACUGCUUUGGGCCGGCCAUGGGUUCUUCUCUUUGCGGAGCCUAUUGUCCUUUUGCUUUCUAUCUACAUGGCGAUUGUAUACGGAACUCUCUAUCUCCUAUUCGGUGCAUUCCCGAUUAUCUACGAGCAACACCGCGGUUGGAGUGAAGGAAUAGCCAGUCUACCCUUUAUUAGUGUCCUCGUUGGUAUGCUUAUCGGUUUAGGAUACAAUAUGUGGGACAACCAGCGAUAUUUACGUAUCAGCAAGAAGUUUCACGGAUUCGCUCCUCCAGAGGAACGACUCCCACCUGCCAUGCUAGGCGGAAUUGCAGUUCCUAUAGGCCUUUUCUGGUUUGCUUGGACAAAUUCAAACAGUGUCCCAUGGAUCGUUAGCGUGAUUGCAGCAGCCCCGUUUGGGUUUGGCAUGGUCAUGGUAUUCCAGACCAUCAUGAGCUAUCUUAUUGAUGCCUACACGAUUUUUGCAGCUUCUGCGCUGGCUGCUAACUCCAUUAUCCGGUCGGUCUUUGGUGCUGUGUUCCCGCUGUUCACUACAUACAUGUACAACAACCUCGGCAUUCACUGGGCUUCUUGUGUGCCUGCAUUUCUAGCGCUCGCCUGCGUGCCGUUUCCAUUUCUUUUCUACAAAUACGGCGCUCCGAUCAGGCAAAGAUGCCGGUUUGCCGCUGAGGCGGAUGCAUUCAUGAGGACCCUUGAACGGAAAGCAACCACCAAAGAUGCCAACCGUGCCGCCCAGGAGGAAGCCAUGUUGGAGCAGGCUAUGGAACAUGGCACGAUCGAGGAGCAAGCCUCAAUCAUGUCGCGCAUCAGCACGGGGAUCAGUCUCACAUUGACAGAUACCGGAGAAGAGGCGCCAGGUCUGGAACGCGUUGGGACUUACCAAGCAAACCCAUACGACAUUGAUCGGGUUAAUACGCGGUCGUCGGCGAUUUCAAGACCUAGAUCUGCCAAAAGCUUGUCGAAGAAGUAG